This is a messenger RNA of Onthophagus taurus, 549 nucleotides long. The record is from RefSeq and is a predicted model, not a curated record. Lineage: Eukaryota; Metazoa; Arthropoda; Insecta; Coleoptera; Scarabaeidae.
UAGUUUAACCUUCAACAAACACAAAGAAGCAAUCAGUAUCAAUCAUUCGUUCAAUUAAACGAAUCGUAAGAAACGUUCUUAAACCAAAAAAAGUUAAAAAUGAAAUCUUUAAUUUUAUUAACACUUUUUGGUGUAGUUGUUAGCAAGUUGUACACUCCACAAACAGAAGCACUAUUCAAAAACGUUAUUAUUAAAUGUGAGAAAGAAGCAAACAUCGAACGUACAUUAAUAAUUGACUUAAUGAAUAAAAAGAUUGCCGAUGAUGAUGUAUUAAAACAUUUCCUUUUCUGUUGUUAUUUACAACUGGGUUUAAUGAGACAAGAUGGUACUUUAAAUAAAGAAGCUAUGAUUAACUUUGGCGAUAACUUUAUAGGUGACGCUAAAGUAGCUUUUGCUGCUUGCAGCAAUACAAAAGGUGGGAAUGGAUUGGAAACUGCAUAUUUAUUCAGUAAAUGUUACAUGGAUGGGUUACCAAAACAAGAAUUUCCUGGGGUAGAAUUAUAAAAAAAUAUCAUAUACAUUUCUUUCUUUAUUUUAAAAUAUAAUGUA